AUUAAUAAGCAUUCUCUCCAAAUGAAGACAUCACAGCCUCAUUCCUAACAUAGAAAGUUAUUUAUUUCAAAUACAAUUUUGGUGGGUAAAUAAGGCAGUGCAUUCCUUCAACAGAGGACACUUUCAGGAGAGCAAGAUAUGUCCGAGUGAAACACAGCUCCGUCACCAAUUUCAGGCAACUCUUUGGCAACAUCACAUCAGCCAUCAACUUAACAGGCUAAAAAUGCCACUUUUUGGCUGGAUGAAAUGGCCCAGAAACGAAUCCUACAAAUCCAGACACUUUCCUGGCUCAGACGUAGUGACAAAGACUCUGCUUCGGGAAUUAAAAUGGCACCUAAAGGAGCGAGAGAGAUUAAUACAAGAAAUCGAAAAUGAACAAAAAGUGAAAAAAACAGGUGUGGAUUACAACUGGCUCAGAAACUACCAGAAUCCCCACACAACUAUCCCAGUGACUGAACAAAGACAACUUGAAGUUCUCUGCUCACAAGUUCAACCCUGCCAAACUGGAACUAUUCUCAGCAGAUUUCGAGAAGUUUUGGCAGAAAAUGAUGUACUGCCAUGGGAAAUAGUCUACAUCUUCAAGCAAGUUCUGAAAGACUUCCUAAGCAGCUCUGGCAGAGGGAGUGAGCAAGAGGACCUGGAGCACUCAGGGAGCAUGGCCUGCGCUGCUCCUUCUGUGAUCCCAGGCAAAGAUGAAAUACCCACCAUUUCCAGUUACGUAGAUAAAAACACAAAGGACAGGUUCCCAGGGUUCUCACACAGAAUAUGGAACCUACCAUAUCAUCACCCACCUAGUUAAGCUACUUAUAACUAGAGGAGUUUUUAUGACCACCUUAGAACUCUUAAUGUUAAGAAUAAGAAAAAGUGAUGUGACUUGAAGUUUUUCUUUGUUACAAGGUCAGUAUCCUGUGGAUGUAUCCUAUGUUUUAAAUAGUAUCCUUUUUUUAACUACUCUAAACAUGCUAUGUUUUCAUUGAAUAGUAUGCUUUUAACUAAAAUGUUUCCUAAGUAUUUUGAAAAAAUGUUUGAAGUAUUUUCUUAUACCUCAAACCCACCUCACAGGAACUAAAUCAACUUUAGUAUGAAGUUUGACAAAUUCUGUACAAAACUUAGAUAUUAACCUUGACUUUUAUUCUAUAAUAAAGCUACAUAUAGAAUUAAAUAAAUGAUUAAUGUGAAUC
Mandrillus leucophaeus (drill) is the source of this 1181-nucleotide messenger RNA. RefSeq names its product retinal degeneration 3-like (gene RD3L). The transcript is spliced from 3 exons. The coding region runs from base 224 to 799 and encodes 191 amino acids. The record is from RefSeq and is a predicted model, not a curated record. NCBI's taxonomy places the organism in Eukaryota, Metazoa, Chordata, Mammalia, Primates, Cercopithecidae.